UCCGCUGUAAAGGGUGGUGCGCUGCGGUCGUUCUCUCGUUUUGUCAAAUUGUCAUCCGCUUCAAUUUACCUUUGUUAGGAAUUAUAUUAUCUCCGUUAAUAAUUAUUAUCCCAAGUUAUAAGUAGUUUCCUCCGCCCUCGCCCAGUUUUGCCUGCAUCUCGAAGUGAAACAUAUAUACCUCACCGUCGAAGUGUUGUGAAUUCUUAACAUUGAAGUAGAUAAUUGUAACAUGGCUAGCAGAGGAACCGUCCAGCGUCCUAAUGGUCAAACGCAAGGAAAGAUCUGUCAGUUCAAACUGGUGCUACUGGGAGAAUCAGCCGUCGGAAAAUCAAGUUUAGUUCUCAGAUUUGUGAAAGGACAGUUCCAUGAAUAUCAAGAAAGUACCAUCGGAGCUGCAUUCUUAACCCAAACUGUGUGCCUGGAAGAUAUGACAGUCAAAUUUGAAAUCUGGGAUACUGCAGGACAAGAAAGAUAUCAUAGUUUGGCACCUAUGUAUUAUAGAGGCGCUCAAGCAGCUAUAGUUGUGUAUGACAUUACAAAUCAAGAUACUUUUAACCGUGCAAAAACGUGGGUCAAAGAGUUACAACGGCAAGCAUCUCCUAAUAUAGUCAUAGCUUUGGUCGGCAAUAAAGCAGAUUUGGUAUCAAAGCGCAGUGUUGAAUGUCAAGAAGCCCAAUCAUACGCUGAAGAACACGGUCUCCUUUUCAAUGAAACUUCAGCUAAAACAGCCGUGAAUGUUAAUGAUGUUUUUCUUGCCAUUGCAAAGAAAUUACCAAAAAAUGAGAAUAGAACGGGUCCUGGCUCUAGUGGUCAAGGCAUUGUAGUAUCUGAUUCCAAUAACAAGCCUCCAUCAAGAUGCUGCAAGUGAUCGACCAAUGAUGCAUGUGUGUGGCUUUUCCAAUUAAUAAAGAGAGGAUCCUUUUGUACAGGCAGCUCCUUCGUAAUAUCUGAGAGAAAAAAGGGAACAAAAGCAUCAAAUAUUUUCACUACAAUAUUGUAAGUAGCUAUUCCAUUCAUAAUUUGAAAAACGAUCAUAAAGUCUGGAGCAUACAUUUGCCUGUUAGCAAAAUGGGAACAAUCGGAAACAUAAUUACUGAUUUAGAGUGGUUCAUAAACUUGGAGUCAGGAAAUGCAAGGCAAAGUAAUGAGUCCAUCAAGAGACUCUGUACAAAGAAAUUACUCAAAGAUGUGUACCUUAAGCCGCUCCACUCUUAUCCAAUCCCAUGCAUGAUUUGUUAAACACCCUGUAUUUAUUUUUGUUAAUUCGGUAAUCUAUGUAUGUAUCGAUUUAUUUUUCUUGUUAUUAUCCUUUUACCUAGUAUCUAAUAUAUUUUUCUUCAUAUUAACAGAGAAAUUGAAAUAUCAUGUUUAAUUUUUGAAUGGCGUGCAUCGAUUGUGUGCCCUGCUCUUUCUCCUUCUCAUGUCGCAAUAAUUGUUCAUUUCAAGACUCUGAACUUUAAUAUGAAAUCAAAAACAAUAAACUUUUUUGGGUGAACAGUGUCUUUGCUGACUUAAAAGAAAUUUUGUUUCUAGCUAAGUUUUAAUCUGAAUAUGAAAGAUUUGUACCUGGAUAAGGAAUUUAUUUUUCUUUCCCUUAUUAAUAAACGUCUCUGAGAAAAGCCCUUUCAGAUCCUCCCUUUUUCUUUAUUUUUACUUUAACUUCCUUACUAUUCUUAUGUGUGUGCGUAUUGCACUUUUUCAUUGUAGCUUUUGUUCAAGUCUCUUUUCAAUUGUAAGUAUGUAAAAUGUCUAUUCAAAAUAAUGACGAUUUUCAACUGUGUAUGUAUAGCAUAUUUUUGUUAACUCAUUAUAAAAGAUGGCUGCAAGUUGACAAGCACCAAUUAAUUGUUAAACUAACUUUAGAAUUCUUGAGGUCAAAUGCAAAGGCAUUUUUCUCUGUGGAAAAUGAUGUCUGAACUUUGAAGUCAAAUAUUUUUCAUCAUCUCUGUAGGAAAGAAUCGGAACAUUUCUUUAACGCUUUGAGAAAAUUAUAAAGAAGUAUGUCAUAGAGGGGCCAAAAAGCAAUACGCAAUCCUUUGCUGAGAUUUUAAACUGAAAGAUCUUUCUUCUCUGCACAUCUUGAACCAAUUUUUCUUCUUCUUUUUUUUAAUAUUCUCCCAAAUUUGUUUGCUUUUCCAAUCUCUCUUUUUUCGGCAACAGUCACGGUUUU
This is a messenger RNA of Bemisia tabaci, 2170 nucleotides long. It is a transcript of the gene Rab5, whose product is annotated as RAS oncogene family member Rab5. The record is from RefSeq and is a predicted model, not a curated record. NCBI's taxonomy places the organism in Eukaryota, Metazoa, Arthropoda, Insecta, Hemiptera, Aleyrodidae. Gene Ontology annotation, molecular function: GTP binding; GTPase activity.